AGGAAAGUGAUUCUUGGCUUAGUGACGACACUUCCCCCCUCUUGCUGAAUCUUUAAAGUUUUCCCCACAACCUCGGCGUCGGGAAGCAGAAAGGGAAACCCUUUUUUUUUAUCUCUUAUUUUCUCGCUGUGAACCUAAACUCCAGCAUGUCUCCUCCAUCUCGGCGGCUUCAGACGAAGCCAGUGAUUACCUGCCUGAAGACUUUCCUCAUUUCUUACAGCCUCAUUUUCUGGUUCACAGGUGUGAUCCUGCUGGCUGUCGGGGUCUGGGGGAAGGUCAGCCUGGAGGCCUACUUCUCCCUCAUCUCUGAGGACAGCACCAACGCGCCGUACGUCCUGAUCGGGACCGGAGCCAUCAUUGUUGUUUUCGGGCUGUUUGGCUGCUUCGCCACAUGCCGAGGAAGCCCAUGGAUGCUGAAACUGUACGCCAUGUUUCUGACCCUGGUCUUCCUGGCCGAGCUGAUAGCAGGAGUUUCAGGUUUCAUCUUCCGGCACGAGAUCAAGGAUAAAAUCAGCAAGGCUUACGAGGGCGCAGUUCAAACGUACGACGGCAAAGACAACAAGAGCAAAGCAGUCGACGCCCUCCAGAAAAAGCUGCAUUGCUGCGGCAUGACGAAUUCCUCUGACUGGGGAAAAACGGAAUACUCCCAAAUUCACGGGAUUCCUAUGAGCUGCUGUAAAAGCAGCGACAACUGCACUGAAGAGAACCUGAGAGACCCGGGAAAAGCUAGCACACUCGUGUUCACUCAGGGCUGCUUUUCACUGGUGACCAGCGUGUUGGAAUCCAACCUAGGAAUUAUUGCCGGAGUCUCCUUCGGGAUUGCUUUCUUCCAGGUCAUUGGGAUUUUCCUGGCCUGCUGCUUGUCUCGCUACAUAACCAACAACCAGUACGAGAUGGUCUAGCAGUCACCUGUCACAGGUGACGGCUGGGCAGCUGCAGCAGAGCGAACGUGUUACAGGGAUGACACCUGACCAAAACAAAGGGACCUACAAGUUUCUGUUACUCACUCCAGUUUAGCUGUCAUUAUGUAGUUAACUUAAUAUUUGUGUUUCCUGUGCUUCAACUGCCUUGUUUUUCACUAAUAAGCUUGAUCUAGUGUAUAGAAAAUCUUCAACGCCACUUGUGUCUUUACAUGUGAAACUAAUGGGAGACAGAGAGAUCGCUGCUCUGGAUGAAUUAUGUGGAAGAGAGACGGUGUAUGGGCCAGUACUGAUGAACGGCAGCCAUUAUGUGCCAAUCCGCUCCAAUGACUCUGUGUUCAGUGUUGGUGUUGUUCUUUGGAUGCAUGUGAAAAAAAUAAAGAUGAAAUCUGGUAUCUUUGA
Xiphophorus hellerii (green swordtail) is the source of this 1322-nucleotide messenger RNA. RefSeq names its product tetraspanin 6 (gene tspan6). The record is from RefSeq and is a predicted model, not a curated record. The transcript is spliced from 9 exons. Gene Ontology annotation, cellular component: plasma membrane. NCBI's taxonomy places the organism in Eukaryota, Metazoa, Chordata, Actinopteri, Cyprinodontiformes, Poeciliidae. Bases 147 to 902 code for a protein of 251 amino acids.